Molecule: messenger RNA, 2737 nt
Organism: Ictalurus furcatus (blue catfish)
Lineage: Eukaryota; Metazoa; Chordata; Actinopteri; Siluriformes; Ictaluridae
Gene: lipia
Product: lipase, member Ia
Exons: 12
Coding region: 69-1496 (475 amino acids)
Biological process (GO): lipid metabolic process
Molecular function (GO): lipase activity; carboxylic ester hydrolase activity
Source: RefSeq, a predicted model, not a curated record
CUAUCUCCCCCCACCCCCUCACACACAGAGGUUUCUGUCUGAGAGUUGAGGAGCUGUAGGAGGUCGUCAUGAUGUUCAGGAUUACUCACUGCUUACUCAUAGCUAUCAUACUGAUGCCAUUCACCAUAUGUAGAGGUGAGGAGUGUGAGCAGAUCACUGAUCUGGAUCUGAAACACUCUAUAGUCGGUACGUCUCUGGUGGUCCGUCUGAUUCUUUACACGCGUGAAAACGUCACCUGCGGGAAGCUGCUGUCCCAUGAAGACCUUUCUGCCACACCCACUUUUAACCGCUCCCGCCCCUGCACCUUCCUCAUCCAUGGUUACCGGCCCACCGGGUCCCCCCCCAUCUGGAUGAACAGAAUAGUAGAGUCCAUCCUGAGCCGCAGUGACAUCAACGUCAUCGUGGUGGACUGGAACCGAGGAGCAACCAACAUCAACUAUCUCCAGGUGGUGAAGAACACACGGCCUGUCGCCAACAACAUCACACAUUUCAUAAAGCAAGCAGGACUGAACCUCAGUUCCAUCCACAUGAUUGGUGUGAGUUUAGGAGCUCACAUCUCCGGCUUCACUGGUGCAAAUUUUAAUGGCUCCAUUGGCAGGAUUACAGCUCUGAACCCGGCAGGUUGGUUGUUCCGAGGAAAAUAUCCUGACAAGCGCCUGGAUCCGUCUAAAAUGGAUGCUCUGGAUCCGGCAGGUCCGUCGUUCCGAGGAACAUCCCCUGACGAGCGCCUGGAUCCGUCUGACGCUCAGUUUGUUGACGUUCUGCACACGGACAUGGACGCGUUUGGAUAUCGGGAUUCACUCGGACACAUCGAUUAUUACGCAAACGGAGGAUCUGAUCAGCCCGGCUGUCCAAAGAGUAUCUUCUCAGGUUCAAAAUAUUUUAAAUGUGAUCAUCAGCGCUCAGUGUUUCUGUAUUUGGACUCAAUCAAUCAGUCUCGUCAGAUCACAGCGUAUCCGUGUUCUGAUUACUCGGACUUCCUGGAUGGGAAGUGUUUAAGCUGCGAGCGCUUUAUCUCCUCUGGCUGUCCAGUAUUUGGUUACGAUGUGACCAAAUGGAAGGACGUUCUGCUGAAACUCAGACAGACGACGACGUUUUUCACCACAAACCAAGAAGCUCCGUACUGCAAAAGCGGAUAUAAAGUGGAGAUCGUGAGCUGGAACUCUGAGGUGCGAUGGGGGACCAUCACCAUCAUGCUAAAGAACAACGCACAGGAAACAGAGACUCAGAUUGACCACAAGUCAUUUAAAUUCGAGCGGUACACUGAGACCACGUUGCUGGCGCAAUUCAAGCAAGACGUCUAUCCUGUUGAGAAAAUCACGCUGAAGUAUGUGACAGCGAAUGUAUUUACACAUCACUAUAAACUCCGUGUCCUCCGAUUCCGCCUUACUCCUCUGAAGAUCGGCCUGAGACCGAUGUGCCGCUACGAUCUUCUGCUGGAGGAAAACAAAGAGGUCACUUUCAGACCCAUUCCCUGUCACGACUCAAACUUCUGAUCCAGGAACAGAUGCAGAACUCUGAGUGUAUGACCGAUCAUCAUUCGCUCGCUCACUCACUCACUCGCUCACUCACUCACUCGCUGUGUCUCAAAUCACACAGUACACUCUUACACUACACACACUGUAUCUGUGUGUAAUGCCACAUAACAAAUGUUAACAGUUUACACCGGACAGAAAUGACCAGCACAGGGAACCUCACACCACUGAGCUGCCCUGAUGUUCACAGAACAGGAACCAGAACAGGAAUGUUCCUGUUAUCCAACAACAGCAGGAGAACCAGAACAGGAACCAGAACAGGAAUGGGACAACAACAACAGGAGAAUCAGAACAGGAACCAGAACAGGAGGAGAAUCAGAACAGGAACAUGACUAGGACAGGACAGAUGAGGUACAAGAUCAGAACCAGAAACAGAACCAGAACAGGAUCAGGAUGAGAAUCAGGACAGGAACAGUACAGGAACCAGGUCAGGGGCAGGACAGGAUAGAACAGGACUGGGACCAGAAUGGUGACUGAACUAAAACCGGAAUAAGAACAGCACAAGAACCAGAACAGGAACAGAUCAGCCACAGAAGCAGAAAUGGAAUAGAAUGAAGAUCAGAAGAGCACCAGCAGAACCAGGACCAGAAACAUUUCCUACCUAAUUUGGUCCUGUUCUGGUUUCUGUUCUGUAUUUAUCUGUGCUAAUGUAGCUCUGUUCUCCCGCUGGACCAUUUUGAACAUUUCAGAUCUCUGAUGGCUCCGCCCCUUCCUCUCAGUAGAGCAGGCUGCAAGCUCCCUGAGUGAACACAUUAGUGCACUAGCAGUACAUGAUUUGAAACACGGCUAUGGAUCUGUCUUACACAAUCCAGUUUUCAGCCAUUUCCUAAACAAUAAGGCAAAUAUAAUAUUUAAUAUAAAACAAUGUUAGUCAUAAUAAGGCCAAUAAGUGUCAUAUUUCUCUCUGGGGAUGUACAUAGUAUACAGUAUAAUAAAUAUUCAGUCUUUAUGCUAAGUUGCUGUGGCUAUUAAGGGAUUAAAAUGUUAAAAUAUUACCGGCUGUGUUCAUGUGCACAGUGGUGUAGGAUAUAAUAUGAAAUAUUAUUCUCUAAGAAUAUUAAACGUGGCUUUCAUUUAAACAUAAACAGACUCUUUAAAAAAAUUAAAUUUUGUAUUUAUUUUAAUUUAUUAAGUAUGUGCAAAUGUUAUAAUUCUGUGCUUUUGUAAAACAAAAUUUCUAAUAAAACACACGUUUAUGAUGA